AUGACGUCACCCUCCUCAACGACGUCCCUCCUGGGGGGACCUGUCUCCUCGAUGGAUAUCGCAUCCCUCAUUUCCGCCUCGUCCGAAUUCGUCAUGCGCUACCGCAACUCGGAAGCCCUGCGCCGCUCCACCGUCGCGCGCCGUCGAACACUAGCGUCCGCCCGACUCUUCGGUGGUGAGACGCCGUCGUCCUCCUCAAUUGACGUGACCCACCGGCUCAGCAUGCGCCCCACCGCCGAAACUGACCACCAUUACGAGUUUAACCUUAAAAAGAAGGGGGGCCUUCACGCCGCCGAAAGCAAAUCGUCAAGUCUCUCGAAAAGUCUAAAUCGUUUCGGCGCAGGCGCUGGUCCCUCGUCGUGGGAACAUUGGUGGAUCUCUUCGCCCCAAUGGCGUCGAAAAUUGGUCACUACAAUCGUCGUUUUGGCCAUCUUCACUCUAAUCCAGUUCGUUGCCGGGGUAUAUUUUUUCCUGAGUUGGUCCCAAAUUGAGGUGCGUGAUCCCAUGGUUUGCGCCACGCCGAAAUGUCGCGCCCUGUCGAAAUGGAUGUCCAGCUCGGCGGAUUAUGUGGAGGUGAAUCCGUGCUCCAAUUUUUACAAGUUUACGUGCGGAAAGCAUAAUCCGAAUGAUAAGGGCGAUUUGUGGGAAUGGUGGUUCAAAAAUUUCGCCCGUCUCGAAUCCGACGGCACCAAUGGGGAAUCCAUCCUAGCGAAAAUCCUCCUUCGUCCCGAACCUGGCGAUGUUAUCGGACAACGAGUCAUUUCCUAUUAUCAAACCUGCAUGAAAAUCUGGCAGACCGAAACGCUCCAGUUGAACGAAUCAUUAACGAUCCUGAUUCAACACAUUUUCGACCAAGACUUUGACCUCUGGGGGACCGAAAACAAGUACGAAUUGGAACGCGUAGCCGUAAAAAUGAUUCGCCUCUUUGGCGACGAUGGAUUUUACCACGUCUACGCCCCCGUCGCUUAUCCCAAGGUUAUCUUCGCCACGUGGAUUUUCACCGGACAAAUUAAGAAGGAAUACCUCACAAAGUUCUUGCCCUUAAUUUAUGACGCCUUGAACAUUCGUGGACUCAAAGUUCGAGAUAAACUUGACUUCUUAGUGGGGCGAAUGGUGGCGAAAUUGGAGGCGCUAAUGUUCCACGGGUUGCCGAACUAUGUCGACAAAGAGGGUAAAACUUGCCUCGAUUUACCCACGAGCGACAGCUUCAUGGCGAAAACUGGGAAAAAUAACGACUACAAUUUCGAACUGCCUUACUUUCUCGCGUAUCACGGCGAAGAAAAUGUCGACAUGGAGUCCCCGACGCCAAAACUUACCAACGGCAAGGUCCUCAAACUUACCCCGGAUCCGUUGAAGGGCGCCGCGAUGGCGGACAAUUACAGGGCCUUGAUUUCAAACUGGAACUGCUGGGUGGCGGAUACGUUUGGAGAGGAGGAGGAUGCAAAAUAUGUGCGCCCCUUUUACGCUACGUUUUGGUCGUUACGACUGCUCAUCGAGUUGGUGCAUGAGGCUGACGCCAAGACAGCGGAAGAAUAUGAGCUGGGCGAUAAGGCAAAUAGGUUCUUUUCGGUGUAUCAGGAAGAAUAUCACUUAAGGACGAAGGAGUCACGCUGUUUUCAAAGUACGCUUGACUCGAUGGGAUAUUACCCAGUUUUCCAUUACUUCCGGUCCGUCGACUCGCGGAAGGAAGAAGCGCUCAAAGUCAUUCGACAUGCAGCAUUGUAA
Molecule: messenger RNA, 1725 nt
Organism: Folsomia candida
Lineage: Eukaryota; Metazoa; Arthropoda; Collembola; Entomobryomorpha; Isotomidae
Exons: 5
Coding region: 1-1725 (574 amino acids)
Biological process (GO): proteolysis
Molecular function (GO): metalloendopeptidase activity
Source: RefSeq, a predicted model, not a curated record